This is a messenger RNA of Trypanosoma cruzi, 1890 nucleotides long. Its product is annotated as mannosyl-oligosaccharide 1,2-alpha-mannosidase IB, putative. NCBI's taxonomy places the organism in Eukaryota, Euglenozoa, Kinetoplastea, Trypanosomatida, Trypanosomatidae. The record is from RefSeq and is a predicted model, not a curated record. Gene Ontology annotation, molecular function: mannosyl-oligosaccharide 1,2-alpha-mannosidase activity; calcium ion binding. Gene Ontology annotation, biological process: mannose trimming involved in glycoprotein ERAD pathway; carbohydrate metabolic process; endoplasmic reticulum mannose trimming. Bases 1 to 1890 code for a protein of 629 amino acids. Gene Ontology annotation, cellular component: endoplasmic reticulum; membrane. The transcript has a single exon.
AUGCGUUCUGGGGGAGACGGUAAAAAGGGCCCUGGGCCCGCGGCAUGCAUUUUUUUGUUGGUAGCAUUACCGCUGGUGACGGCCAUGUGUGUGCGUGGUGGGGGGCCCGGUGGAGGUGUGGGCGAGGAUGAGGGAGAGGGUGGCGGUGCGUGGCGCAGCACCGAUGCCUUGCACCCCAUUGAGGCCGAAAUGCGGCCUUACGUGCGCGAGAUGAUAGGGCACGCCUUUAACUCCUACAUUAAGUAUGCCUUCCCGAAGGACGAGUUGCGCCCGGUGAACGGGGCAGGGAAGAACACCAUGGGCGGCUACGGGUGGACGCUGAUCGAUGCGCUCGACACGCUGGCGGUCGCUGGCUUCCACACGGAGUUUCGUCGCUACGCGAGGUGGGUGGAGGAGAAUGUGAGCUUUGACAUUGACAUCUCUGUUUCUGUGUUUGAGACGACGAUUCGGGCACUUGGCGGACUUCUUGCGGCGCAUUUUAUGUAUGAGGAAGGCGUGGUGGAGAUCGUCGCCUCGGAGCACAACUACACGGGUGGGCUCAUGCGUCUUGCUGUGGACCUGGGCAACCGGCUUCUCCCCUGCUUUAACACCAGCACCGGCAUACCGUACGGAGCAGUUAACCUCCGGCACGGUCUGGAUCCGACGGAGACAACGAUUGCCAGCACUGCCGGUGGUGGCACCUUUUUGGUGGAGAUGACCGCUUUGUCGGGCCUCACUGGCGACGACAGGUAUGAGCGAGCCGCCCGGCGUGCCUCCGAGGCAUUGUUUGCCGCACGAAGCCCUCAGACUGGGUUGAUGGGAAACCACAUUGACAUCAUGACCGGCCGUUGGCAUCUAUUUGAUUCUAGUGUUGGUGGUUCGAUGGACAGCGCUAUCGAGUACUUUAUCAAGUCCCACGUCAUGUCUGGGGACAUUGGCGACUGGGAGCGUUUUGAGCGGACGGUGCGGGAUGUCAACCGCUAUUUGAGAAAAUGUGGCAUGUUGACGACUGUCGAUAUGCGCAGUGGCCGACCGUUUUCUUCCGCCCAUCAAUCCCUGGCGUCGUUCUUUCCGGGCAACCUGAUUCUUGGCGGCCAUCUUGCUGAGGCCACUGAGAGCAACUGGCCGAUCCACAGCAUCUUCAAGCACUUCGGGGCGUUACCAGAGGAGUUUUCUCUGGGAAGUGGGGGUCCCCAUGGCGGCUACCCGCAGCGUCCCGAGCAUGCGGAAUCUGUGUACAUGCUUUACCGCGCGACCCAUGAUCCUGCGUACCUUGUGAUGGGGAAGGAGCUGGCAUUGGCGAUCAACUUGCGCAUGAGGACCCCGUAUGGGUUUGCCACGCUGCGCAACGUGGAUCUUCCGCACGGUGAUGAACAGCACGGCGACACGAUGGAGAGCUUCAUGCUUGCCGAGACGCUGAAGUACCUGUAUCUUCUUUUUGACGAGUGCAAUGCGGUGCAUGUUCAGGGGAAGCUCCGUGGCAGCAUCCCGUCGUAUUGCGCUGCUGUGGAGAGCGGCAGCAGUGUGGGGAGUCACGUGGGGUGGGUGUUCAACACCGAGGCGCAUUUAUUCCCCAACACGGCCGAGUGGUGGGGGCCAGUGUCUUCGAAUAAUUUAUUUUCUGAAUUGCUAGAGGAAUAUCUUAUGUGGGGGGAGGAUGUUGUGCCUUUUGCGUUUCCUUCGGAUGAUCGCUUGGGGUGUUAUCCUCUUUUUAAUCAUGGCGGCAUUGCUGCAGGAGUGGAGUUUCAUCGCAGACGCUUGGAUGUAAUUGAUAGUCUUAUUGAUGACCUUCAUGAGUUGCAGGGCGGUGACAAUGACCGUGGAGGAGGAAAUACCGCCCCGCACCGAUUUUACUGUGCUAAUCAUGCGCUGAGUGACGUUGAACGGAUUUCGAAGUCCAUAUUCCGCUGA